Messenger RNA from Medicago truncatula (barrel medic), 1027 nucleotides. RefSeq lists its product as uncharacterized. The record is from RefSeq and is a predicted model, not a curated record. NCBI's taxonomy places the organism in Eukaryota, Viridiplantae, Streptophyta, Magnoliopsida, Fabales, Fabaceae. The coding region runs from base 206 to 763 and encodes 185 amino acids. The transcript has a single exon.
CACCACGCUACGCGUCCUAAAUCAAUCUAUCUAUUUUUACAUAUAAAAGAAAGCAACCACCACUUUCCAUACAUCAUCAACAACAUUAAUCAUCCACACAAAAAAGUUAAAACACUUGUUUGCUAUAGCUACUAUACUCUUCAUCACUUUGUAUUUCACCUACAAUAACUCAAGCACAUUUUAGCAUAUAGUUAAAGAUAACACCAUGUCUUUGAAGAACGGUAAUGUUGGUCGUAGGGCAUGGAACUUCCUAAGGCUCUCAUUGUUGUGGGCACGUAAAAGUGGUGUAUUUAGGCGUAAGCUAGCGACAGAGCUGCGUCUUGUACCAAAGUAUUUGAAACGUUUAGGACACACGACCACACCUACGAAUCAAAUUCACUACUUUGAACGUGAGCUCUCCUUUGAUGAGACACCUAUGUUCAAUGUCAAGAUGUAUCGUCCAUCAUCGUUGCGCUUUCACUUGCCUCAUAUUCCGUGUAUAAACCCACAUGUUGAUUUUGAUUAUGAUUUUCAUGAUGAUGAUAUUGUUGAAUAUGACAAUGGGAGAAAGAGUGAUCUAGUCGAUGAAGGAGAUUAUGACGAAGAAUUUCAUCAUGGGGUUGAAUUAUGUGAAGAAAUGGGUUUUAGAGAAGAAGUUCAAGAAGGUGAAGGAAUAGAUAAACGUGCUGAUGAGUUCAUUGCUAAAUUCCGUCAGCAAAUGAGACUGCAGCGCCAGAUUUCUCUUCUACAAUACAAGAAAACACCCAGCAGAGACACAAACUGAUCGACACCUUAUACAUGCAAAUUUUAUUUUAUUUUAUUUUAUGCAUUCAACUUCAAUUUUCCUUCUUUGAUUUUAGUUUUGAUACUAUGAUCAAUAGAACUUUUUAGCCCAUGAAGUGAGAGAGAGACAGUACAGCGGGAUGUUUGUAAAUACAAGGAGCUGCUCUAGAGUUCUUGUGUUUACAUUGUUUUGUAGAUGUAAUUUCAAUAAAAUACUAGUGUUACUAGUUAUUUUUUAAUUUAAAAGAAUAUGUCACUCCUAUAA